Mercurialis annua (annual mercury) is the source of this 634-nucleotide messenger RNA. RefSeq lists its product as uncharacterized. Lineage: Eukaryota; Viridiplantae; Streptophyta; Magnoliopsida; Malpighiales; Euphorbiaceae. The record is from RefSeq and is a predicted model, not a curated record. The transcript has 2 exons. The coding region runs from base 119 to 427 and encodes 102 amino acids.
AAGCGUAGGGGGAAGACGUUUUUGGCCCCAGAAUUAGGGGGAUCGGGAGCCCGUCACGUUACGACGCGUAAAGUUUCUGCCUCAGCUCGACGGAAGAAACAAGCGCAUACUUCUCCCGAUGACGUCCGCAUUUCUGUUGAGGAUCUUAGAGAGUCUGAUGAUUUUGAGAGCUCAGAGGACGAGCCAAGUGAAAAAAUUUACAUUUCUAAACGGAAAAAGGGUGCAGGUGGUCGGUUCGUUGGCGACUCGUCAUCAGGGUCGAACAGACGACCUGAAGAGGUUGACGUGUGGACCGUUACUGGUCCAGUACCUGGUGGACCCAAGGAUGACACUGUUAUUCCUAGUUUUCUCGGGCAUGUCGCUUCUCGGCUAUGGGAUGGGGCGGACAGAGGCGUGCUGUAGUGUCAGACUAGACAUGGAGCUCUGAAGAAGCUGAGACAGUGGUAUGAGAUGGCCUCAGAGGAGGUUAAGGUGCUGAUAGACGGGACUGAGAUAUCACAUCUCCCGUUUAUCAUGUUUGAUCAUCUGGAUAUCCCGCUCCUUUCUGCAUUUGUGGAGCGAUGGCAGCCAGAUACAAACUCUUUUCACAUGCCAUUCGGGGAGAUGACCAUCACAUUACAUGACGUGUGGCAUA